Solanum dulcamara is the source of this 2432-nucleotide messenger RNA. RefSeq names its product pentatricopeptide repeat-containing protein At3g47530. The transcript has a single exon. Bases 59 to 1924 code for a protein of 621 amino acids. NCBI's taxonomy places the organism in Eukaryota, Viridiplantae, Streptophyta, Magnoliopsida, Solanales, Solanaceae. Gene Ontology annotation, biological process: RNA modification. The record is from RefSeq and is a predicted model, not a curated record. Gene Ontology annotation, molecular function: zinc ion binding; RNA binding; protein binding.
UUUAAAUCCAAAUUUACAUAUUAAUUUGGUCAGAGUGAAAGAGGAUACUAAUUAGAGAAUGAGAGCAAUCUCUUCUCACCGUCUUCCUAUAUCCACCUUCCGUUGUCUCUCUUCUCAUGCGGCGGCGCGUGUAGACAACCACCCACAACGCAUUCCCGGACCCACAAAUUUUACCACUCACUUCCAUAUGGAGAAACCCGAAGCUUUGAUUUCGUUUAUCAAGUCAACUUCUAGUAAGCCCCAUUUGCUACAAAUCCACGCCCAUCUCAUCCGCAAGUCUCUCUUUCAAGAUUCAAUUUUUUUCUCAGCUUUCUUAUUUCGUCUUGCUCUCCCGCCAUUGCAUGAUUUGGGUUAUGCUUGUCGGGUAUUUUCAAAAUUUAGAAAACUCGAUGUCUUCCAGUACAACGUCAUGAUUAGAGCUUACGGAAUGAGUGAUUCACCGGGAAAUGGUUUUCUGUUGUAUCAAGAAAUGCUAAAGUCAGGUGUGUCACCCAAUUCUCUAACAUCUUCGUUCGUUACAAAUUGUUGUAUAAAGAGUGGGUCUUUAUUUGGUGGGCUACAGAUUCAUGCUCGAAUUUUAAGAUAUGGGCAUCAAUCUGAUGGACGCCUGCUGACCACACUGAUGGAUUUUUAUUCAUCUAAUGAGAAGUAUACCGAAGCUUGCAAAGUGUUCGACGAAAUGUCUCAUAGAGAUACAAUCGCUUGGAAUGUGUUGAUUUCUUGCUACAUGCGUAACCGACGAACUCGCGAUGCUUUGCGUGUAUUUGAUAUGAUGCAGAGCUCGUAUGAUUGCCAGCCGGACGAGGUUAGUUGUUUGCUGUUACUUCAGGCUUGUGCGAAUUUGAAUGCAUUGGCAUUUGGUGAGGGAGUUCAUAAGUAUUGUGAAGAACAUGGCUUUGACAAGGCAAUGAAUAUCUGUAAUGCACUUAUAACUAUGUACUCUCGAUGUGGUUGUGUCGAAAAUGCUUUUGAGGUGUUUAAGGGAAUGACCGAGAAAGAUGUCGUGUCUUGGACUGCAAUGAUAUCGGGGUUGGCUAGCAACGGUUAUGGCAGAGAUGCAAUUGAGGCAUUUCGGGAGAUGCAGAAUGCAGGUGUUUCCCCUGAUGAUCAGACUUUCACUGGGGUUCUUUCUGCUUGCAGUCAUUCUGGACUACUUGAUGAGGGUAGGAUGUUUUUCAAUAGUAUGAGCAAAGAGUUUGGGAUUUCACCAAACAUUCAUCAUUAUGGGUGUGUGGUUGAUCUAAUGGGUCGUGCUGGUAUGGUAGAUGAAGCUUACAACCUUAUAAAUUCGAUGAAGGUCAAACCAGAUGCAACUAUAUGGAGGACUCUACUAGGAGCUUGUAGAAUUCAUCACCAAGCUGACCUAGGAGAACAUGUCAUUGAGCAUUUGAUUGAACUUAAAGCACAAGAAGCCGGAGAUUAUGUACUACUGUUGAAUAUUUAUUCAUCGCUUGGUGAUUGGGGUAAGGUAAUAAACGUGAGAAAAAUGAUGAAAGACAGGGGAAUCCAAACCAACCCUGCUUGUAGUACUAUUGAGUUCAGAGGAGAAAUACAUGAAUUCGUUGCAAAUGACUUUAUGCAUCCAAGAAAGACUGAAAUUUACGAGAUGCUGGACGAGAUCAAUCAGCAACUGAGGAUAGCAGGAUACGUUGCUGAGACAAUGUCAGAGUUGCACAAUGUGGGUACGGAAGAGAAGAAGAUUGCAUUAUCAUAUCACAGUGAGAAAUUGGCUAUUGCUUUUGGGGUUCUAUCUACUCCCCCUGGCACGUCAAUUAGAGUUGCAAAAGACCUCCGGAUUUGUGUUGAUUGCCAUAACUUUGCCAAGAUAUUGUCUGCAGUCUAUAGUCGGGAAGUUGUUAUUAGAGAUCGGAACCGCUUCCAUCAUUUCAGAGAAGGUCGAUGCUCGUGCAAUGACUAUUGGUAAUUGUAAAAUGUUUACCCAGUAAAUUCUGGAGCAGAAUGAAAGCUGGACUCGUAAAGAUUUAUCUUUUGAAAGGAUGAUGACAAUGAUAUGCAAUGUGGUGUAUAGAUCACACUUAUAAUAUCAGAGUCAGGAGAACUCUAGCUGUACAGGAAAGAGAAUUCCAUUGUCAGCUGAAUACAGAUUGAAGCUAGAUUUAACUAGACCCAUAGGCAGAGAGAGAAUCUAUAAUAUAUAUCAAAUAACAGGAUGCAGUUGAUUUUGCCAUUAGUAAGUGUUGUGAUUAGUAUACUGGCUUAACUUUCCAUGCUUAUGGACUGAACUGAACGAGUUUCAAGCUGGGAAAAUUGUUGAAUUUGCUAGAUGGAAGACAGUGGCUGCAAAAGGACUGUAAUCAAAGGGAUGUUUACAUAGAACAAACGCAAACUGGCAAAGUGAUUUAUAAUAAAAUCUCGAAGGCCUUCUUAUCGAAGGACUGUUCAAUUCCUUCCCCAUCCUCUUUCGUGUUAAA